UGAACUUACCUGUGAAGAUAUAAAUAGAAAGUUAGUAUUAUGAUAACGGACAAUGUUUUGGUGAGUGUUAACAGUAAACAAUACGACCAAAAAAUAAACUCCGUAGAUUUAGCCAUGACAUCCAUCCAUGAAAAUUUAAACGAAUGUGAUUCGACCACAGACACUUCACCACAGCCGGAUCAAAUUGCUUUAGUUGGGAACUCUCCGCAGUCGGACAGUUUAUUAUCCUUGUCGCCAGAUCAGAACUUAAAUUCGGUCCCCUUAGUGGAUAAACAGUCAGUGGCGUCAGCAACAGACAGUGGUAUUGACGAAUCAGAGGAUUCCGAACAACCACGCACGCCUCCAAAAAAACAUAAAAAUCAACCUCCAGACGCUGAUCUACUUCCGCCAUGUAGGGUUUGUGGCGAGAAGGCUUCCGGUCUUCAUUAUGGUGCUAAUACAUGUGAACCAUGCAAGGGUUUCUUUCGUCGUAGUAUAGUAAAAGUGGAAAAGAAAAAUGAAAAAUACGCAUGCGUUAAAGGAGAUGAAAACUGCAAACUUGGGACUGGAAAACGGACAAUGUGUUCAUACUGUAGAUAUAAAAAAUGUCUUGAAGUAGGAAUGUCACACGGAGCUAUCAAAAUUGGAAGGUAUACAUAUGAAAAGAGAACCAAAGAUAUUACAGAGGUGAAUCAACUAAAACAGAAAGACAAUCAAACUCGAGACACACCAGGGGAUGGAAACGUACAGGAUGUUGACGUAAAUGAACAGGAAGUUGACGAAUUAGUAAAUAAAUUGAUUUCAAUUCAAGAGGAAUACACUGCUGAUUUUAGGAAAAGCUUUCAAAGUGGCGGUCUGCUCGAAUCCCAGUUAUCGGUCUUUGAAAGAUAUAAACAACGAAUUGAAAUAUUUGGUAACCUUGGUGCACUACCAUGGAGUGUGUAUGAGGAAAUUUUCUCUACGACAGGGAUAGAAAUUGAUGACCGAAAAAACAUGAUGAACAGGAUUGCAGACCGAAUGGAAGUUGCUAUUCGGAACAUGAUAACUUUUGCAAGACAUAUACCUGGUUUCUGCGAUCUUAAAACACAGGAUCAGCUUUCACUACUGAAAGUUGGCUAUUUAGAGUAUGGGUUUUUGGGAUUUCAUACCAGAAUUAACCCGGAACUUAAGGUCAUAGCUUGUUCGUCCACGUGUCCAGGAGCUCACCAAUCAGAAAUGACUAAAAUUAUCGAUCAGAAAUAUGUUGAUAUGAUGUUUGAAUUUGCUGUCAGUAUUCAAAAGUGUCAGUUGACAGUGGAGGAAGUUACACUUGCGCGAGCCAUUGUCCUCACAUUUAGUGAUCGAUGUGUUCUUGAGGAACCAGAGAAAGUAGAUAAAAUCCAAUGGCAUUUAGUCAAUUGUUUACGAUGUGUUGCCAAGAAGAAUUUUAAAAAUCCAGACGAAAGAUUAUGGAAAAUUUUUGACAAAUUCAUAUUGCUUCGGGAUUUUGCAGAAUAUGGUAGAGAGGUCGACAGCAUUAGAUGUAAAUGGGAGGCGAUGAAAAAACACCCUCUUGUCUUGGAAAUGAUUAAUCCAGACCCAAAUUCAUAAUGAACACUGAAAAUUUUUAUAGAAGAAUUAACAGCGCAUUGCUGCCAUCAAUCAUAAUUCAUAACAGAUUAUGUAUCCACACUUUACUUACUAAAAUCUGACAACGCUCUGCUCGACUUUUUGGUGUGAAGAUCUUUUCGGUAUCCUCGGGACUUUUCCUUUUGAUACCUAUCUUCAUAAAACUUAGAGGCAGAAAUUUCAUUGGUUGUCGUAAUAAUCAUCCGAAAUUUGAUUGGUUGUUGUGAUGAUCAUUAUUAGCAUUGUCAGAUCCAUGUAAGUGAAGCGUUCAGUUGAUACAUGAUUUAAAUCAGCUUCCUCUUCGGACGAUCUGUCAGUUUCCGAGGGUACCAUCAUAGUAAAAUUCAUUGUUUUAAUAUCUGCAUAAAUCAAAUGAUAAACAUUGACUGCACAUGUUAGAUUUUUUUAAAUAAUGCAAAUUUUAAGAAUUUUAUUAAUGCUAAUGUUGCAAAAUCUCAGGGAAGUAUGGGGUUCCGUUAAGGAAACACUUGUUGAAUCUUUAUUAAUAGGUAAGGAGGUCAUGGAUAUACAGUUUGUAUAUUAACACUGUGGAAUAUCGUUUUAAAAUUACUAAAAUCAAAUUGAAACUAUAAACUGUUGUAAUAUAUAUUUUGUUACGAAUACAACUUUUUAAGAAUUGUC
Messenger RNA from Mytilus californianus (California mussel), 2229 nucleotides. Its product is annotated as nuclear receptor subfamily 1 group D member 1-like. Bases 40 to 1569 code for a protein of 509 amino acids. Gene Ontology annotation, molecular function: nuclear receptor activity; RNA polymerase II cis-regulatory region sequence-specific DNA binding; zinc ion binding. The transcript is spliced from 7 exons. Lineage: Eukaryota; Metazoa; Mollusca; Bivalvia; Mytilida; Mytilidae. The record is from RefSeq and is a predicted model, not a curated record. Gene Ontology annotation, biological process: cell differentiation; positive regulation of transcription by RNA polymerase II; negative regulation of transcription by RNA polymerase II.